CCACAUAUGUAUAUAAAAGUUUUUUAGGAAAACAUGGAUGUGCCAGCGCCUGACGCUUGCUUGCUAUGCCUGGAGGAAAACGCACUCAACCUGGAUGAUUAUAUGGAUGUCUAUUCCGCAAAGGGUGCCCAGCUGAAUGUCGUGCAGAUAAUCAACAAACACUUACCCAUGCAGCUGGCCCAAAGUAGUGGGGAGACUCGGAAAAUCUGCUCGCUAUGCUGGAGUACUGUUUCUGCCUUCAAUACGCUGCACGAUUUCGUCAGCGCAACGCAGUGUUCGCUGCGGGAGACAAAGGUGCUGCUCAUGGAGGAUGACCCCCUCACCCAGGGCAAUUGCACCGAGGCGCCUAAACAGGCGGCAGAUAAUGUCAAUCCAGAUCCAGCCGAGCCAAAUGAUCGCAAUUUCUUCUAUCCGGAGGUUAAGAUAGAGGAACAUGAGCUGGAACAGCUGCCCAAAAUUGAGGUACUCGAGAGCACCGCCGGCCUGCAAACUGUCCAACUGAACUCCUCGCCAGGCCGACGUCUACGCAAGCGUGUCAAGGCGGAAGUAGAAACUCCACAUGUCCAGGUAGAAUCCAUAGAAGUUAUGGCACAUGAACCUGCGGAGACGCCGAAAAAACGUCGUGGGCGGCCACGGAAAAGCGAAGCAAUCCUUAAAGAAACCCAAAAUGAAACGCAAUCUCAGCCAACCUUAGAUUUGGACACAAACCUUAAAUCGGAAAACGCCACCGAAUUUAGUGACGAUGACGAUGAUCAGGACUUUGUGGCUGGCCAGCUCGACGAGGGGCUCGACGACGACAGCAGCGAGGAGAGUCCACAGAGUGAUGAUGAUUCCGAUUUUACGAUGGACAAGCCCAGCGAGGUUGAGUUUGCCGUUAUACCGAAGCGUACGCCGGUGCGGCCCAAGAAAUAUAAAAAGCGUGCCAAGCCGGCCGAGCCGAGAGUGCGCAUGUCCCGCGAGCUGCUGGAUCAGCGCAAGAAACAGCAGGAGGAAUUUGAUAGCAUCAUUGCCAAGUUCUUCAGCGAUGUAUUGCCGUGCUCCAUAUGCAAUCUGUUGGUGCACAACUUUACGGAAAUGCAACGCCAUCAUCGCCUCACACAUCAAGUGGAUCCCGGCUAUAUGAUCUGCUGUGGCCGCAAGUUUACGCAGCGUAAAGUGCUCGCCGAGCAUGUGCUGGUACAUUGGAAUCCGGACCACUUUAAGUGCACCACCUGCGAAAAGUCAUUCCAAAACUCACGGCACUUGGAGUCGCAUCAACAGGUGCACGUGGCCAAGUUAACCUACCAGUGCGAUCUAUGCUCAAAGGCUUUCCUUAGCAAAACGGCAAUUGACUACCAUAAGCUAAACAAGCAUGUGCCCAAGUCUGAAUUCAAAUUCACCUGCACCGAGUGCAACAAAAAAUUCCUGACUGAACGCAAGCUAAAGAAUCAUAUGAACUCCAUGCAUGAUCCGGAGAGCAUUAUCAUAUGCGACAAGUGCGGCAAACAGAUGCGCACCAAAAUCAUUCUGAAGAAGCAUCAGGAACUGAUGCACUCAAACACACCGCGACCGGAGCCCGAGUUGAAGCAGUGCCAAAUCUGCGGCGCCUGGCUAAAGGGCAUGACCGGCCUGAAGCAGCACAUGAAGAGCAUACAUGUGGAAAGCGCGGGCGAGCAUCGUUGUCAUGUGUGCAGCAAGAUUUCCCCGAAUGCACGCGCCCUGCGACGCCAUAUCUAUCACAACCACGAAUGCGAGCGCAAGUUCAAGUGCACCAUGUGCGAUAAGGCGUUCAAACGACCCCAGGAACUAAAGGAACACACAUCCACGCACACCGGCGAAGUUCUGUACACCUGUCCAAACUGUCCCAUGACGUUCUUCUGCAGCGCCAACAUGUACAAACAUCGGCAGCGGCUGCAUCGAGCGCAGUAUGAGGCGGACAAGAAUCAGCCAAAGCCGCCCAAUAUACUGCAGCAAGCGGUGGGCGCCACGGCGGCCAUGAAAAUCAAGUUGAUGCAGAACACAAACGUGGCCAGCAUAGAGUCGGACUUGAAGCAUUUCUAGAUCAAUAUAAGUUAGUGUGCACUUAGCAUUUAGUCUACAUGUUUAGCUUUAGUCUUAGCUUAUCUCUUAGUUGUCUAUCGUUAAGCUAAAGAAAAAGAGUAAAAAUUAGUCGAUGUCGACGUAAUUUUGGUACACGUUAA
Drosophila novamexicana is the source of this 2180-nucleotide messenger RNA. Its product is annotated as transcription factor grauzone. The transcript has 5 exons. Gene Ontology annotation, cellular component: nucleus. The record is from RefSeq and is a predicted model, not a curated record. Gene Ontology annotation, biological process: regulation of transcription by RNA polymerase II. Bases 34 to 2040 code for a protein of 668 amino acids. Gene Ontology annotation, molecular function: zinc ion binding; RNA polymerase II cis-regulatory region sequence-specific DNA binding; DNA-binding transcription factor activity. NCBI's taxonomy places the organism in Eukaryota, Metazoa, Arthropoda, Insecta, Diptera, Drosophilidae.